Molecule: messenger RNA, 2198 nt
Organism: Paecilomyces variotii
Lineage: Eukaryota; Fungi; Ascomycota; Eurotiomycetes; Eurotiales; Thermoascaceae
Product: Metallo-dependent phosphatase-like protein
Exons: 2
Coding region: 277-2121 (614 amino acids)
Biological process (GO): nucleotide catabolic process
Cellular component (GO): cytosol
Molecular function (GO): hydrolase activity
Source: RefSeq, a predicted model, not a curated record
GCCCGAUGUCAACACUCCCGCCCGCAUUGUCCCCCCUCGCAACCCGGCUAUUGUGUAUGUUACCGUACCAUACGACGGACCUCGGACUGUCGAGCUCUCCUCCCAAGUUCCCCAUCCCGAACGGAGCUUCCGCUGAUAUGCGAUGCUUUCCUUCUCUCUCCCUUCCUUAAUUCAUUCCUCCCCGUCUGAUAUCACUGGGGAUCUCUUAUCAGGCAUUGUGUGUUCGAGCUGGUCUUGUUCUUGUUCUCGUUCUCCUUCUGAUCUCCUUCAUCGUCCAUGAACAUGUUUUGUUAUUCCUCCAUCUUCCUUUCGCUCGCAACUGCUGUUCUCGCAUCCCAGCCUUCCGCAUCCGACCCUAUCCCCGCGCCGUUGCGGGAUUUGACAUGGGGCCAGCUCAAUUUCCUCCACACUACUGAUACCCACGGCUGGCUGGCCGGCCAUCUGCAAGAGCCGUCGUUCUCGGCCGAUUGGGGUGAUUAUGUCUCGUUCGCGACUCACAUGCGGGAGAAGGCGGAGGCGCAAGGAUGGGAUCUGUUGGUGAUCGAUACUGGCGAUCGUGUGGAAGGGAACGGCCUGUACGACUCGUCGGAACCGAAGGGAAUUUAUACAGCGGAAAUUCUGAAGCAUCAGCACAUCGAUCUCCUUUCGUCCGGGAACCACGAGCUUUACAAGCAAAACACCUCCGAAGCCGAGUUCUUGACCACGGUUCCUAAUUUCAGAGGAAACUAUCUCGCAUCGAACAUCGAUAUUUACGACCCCCAGACCCAACAAUUGGUCCCCUUGGCUCCCCGAUUCAAGAAAUUUACCACCAAAAACCAGGGAAUUCGGAUUGUCGCCUUCGGCUUCCUAUUUGACUUUACGGGCAACGCCAACAACACGGUAGUACAGCCAGUGGAGGAGACGAUCAAAGAGGACUGGUUUCAGGAGGCCAUCCGGGAUAAGGAUGUCGAUUUAUUCUUGGUGGCAGGUCAUGUUCCGGUCCGCUCGAAGGAAUAUCUGGCGAUAUUCAAGGAGAUCCGAAGUAUCCGAUGGGACACUCCCAUUCAAUUCUUCGGUGGCCACUGGCAUAUCCGAGACUACGUCAAGUACGAUGCUCAGGCAUAUGGCCUGGCCAGCGGCCGCUUCAUGGAGACCGUUGGAUUCAUGUCUAUCGAUGGUCUCUCUACUGCUGCCAAUCCCAGUUCGAAGACGCCCAGCUUCAACCGUAAAUAUAUUGACAACAACCUCUUCUCCUACUAUCACCAUACCGGCUUGGACGCAGAUACGUUCCCCACUGCACAUGGGCAGAAUGUAUCCCGUCUGAUUGAAGAAUCCCGGCGCGCACUUCAUCUUGAUCUGGUGCAUGGUUGCGCGCCCAAAGAUCUUUGGAUGACUCGUGCCAAGUAUCCAAGUGAAGACAGCAUUUACACUUGGUUGGAGAAGGAUGUCCUCCCCGGCUCAGUGCACGAUGCCUCCCGAGCUGACAAACCCGCACUGGCCAUAAUCAACACGGGUGCUAUCAGGUUUGACAUCUUCAAGGGACCAUUUACGCAGGACGAUGUCUACAUUGUGUCCCCGUUCACGAGUGGGUUCCGGUAUGUGAAGGACGUCCCUUACAAUACUGCCCAAAAGGUUGUGGAGGUCUUGAAUAAGCAGCCUCAAGUUUUCACAGAGGCAUCUUCCAAUGAUGCCCGGAGGGUUCCUCUGACCCCUCCAGAGCAGUUGGCCUUCGCCCAUGACGUACAGUAUGAAGACUUCAAUGCGGCGACCUCAAUCGACGUGGGGAGAGCCGCAUCUCAAGUUCCGCUUUCCGCAGACUCGGAGCCAGAACUGGUUCCUGGCUACACGACACAUGACGAUGCGGGCGAUGAUGGCGAUGAUACCGUCCAUUCGCCAAUUUCCUUCUACCGCGUUCCUAACUGUAUCCAGGCUUUUGUGCCGGGCCCUUCUCAGGGUUCGUCCGAGCCUGAGACUGUAGAUCUCGUCUAUCUUGACUUUAUCGAGCCGUACGUGACGAUUGCGGCCAAGUUCGCCGGGCUGGAUGUAGACUUCAAAAAGGAUGCCGAAGUCUACAUGGCAGGGAAGACACUAACCAGCACGAUUCUCAGUUGGAUCCAAAAGAACUGGCAAUGCGAACAGUAGAUGGGUCACUGUAACUUCAGUAUAACACAACUUUGUUACGUGCAGAAGUGUAGACGACCAUAGCAUAGCUCGACAGA